CGCAUGGUAAACAUUGCCGCCCUCCAAAUGCCCCUUCCACUCCCUUCCUUCAUCACCUGCACGUUUCGCGUUUGUGUCCGUCUUGUGUGUUUACUUUCGAAUGUUUGUUGAGUUUUUAAUGAGUAACUGGGGGUUUUGAUGAGAAAAGUGAACAAGGUCCCUUUGUGACGGCAUAACAAUCUGCUACGGUGCUUCAUGCAGCAAACAACCAGGUCACGUGUAACCCUUUAGUGCUCCUGGGUCAGCAGCAGAGAUAUCAGUGAAAUGUUUGUUGAUUGACAUGAUGCCAAGCCGAGUCAACCCAAACGUGCGGAUGAUCCUUUUAUAACGUGUGAAGAUCACAGAGACUGGGGAGGAUGGCAAUACAGCCGAGGCCAAGGAAAAAUGUAUAUCCCUCACAAUUGCGAAUGGCAUAGUCCAGCAGAAAGCAACAAGAUGUCAUGGUGCAGAAGCAUGUAGCCCAGUGGCAGUACCCACUGUGAGGAUGUUCCAAGACCAGCUGAUGUCAACAUGAGGAGGAAACAUGCUAUGAUUCUCCUUGCUGCAUCCUGCCUAAUAUCUUGUCUCACAGUUUUCCUGAUCUCCACCUGGAUCUAUGAGGAUCCGAAAACGACAGGAUUAAGACACCCCAAAUAUGUCCCCAGCCAAAGAGCCAAGAUAGAGAAUCAGGACUCCUUGGAUCAGGACACCAUUCACACACCAUACAGGCACCCAUCUAUCGGACAACUGUUCCUUCAAGAGUACUGCAAUGUCCCCAAUGCGUCUGUCUCUGGGGAAGAAGGUGUGGCAGCGCCUGGUUACAAGUUGAAGUCGGUUCAGGUUGUGAUACGCCAUGGCGACAGAACGACACAGUAUGCCAUCCCUGAACUCAGCCUGGAACCGUGGAACUGCAGACUCGAUCCUGACAGGCUGCCCUCCCACACCAAGCUCCCAGCAUUCCUUGAGAGUCUGUCAACUUUGAAACCUGAGAGGGUAGACCGACAGUUGUACAAGUACUCUGCCUAUCCACAAGGAAAAGUGUGUAAUUAUGGCCAUCUGACACAGCAAGGGGUUGUACAGCAUAUGUACAAUGGUGAACACCUCCACAAGGUGUAUAUCAAGAAGUGA
Messenger RNA from Branchiostoma floridae (Florida lancelet), 1107 nucleotides. RefSeq names its product 2-phosphoxylose phosphatase 1-like. NCBI's taxonomy places the organism in Eukaryota, Metazoa, Chordata, Leptocardii, Amphioxiformes, Branchiostomatidae. Bases 511 to 1107 code for a protein of 198 amino acids. The record is from RefSeq and is a predicted model, not a curated record. The transcript has 4 exons.